AUGGACAAAUUAUUGCACCAGAAAAUAUCAAUCAAUGGAAGUGCCAUGAUAGUAGUAGCAUUUGUGAAAACUGGAUCUUGUUUUAUCAUGUCGAUGGUCUCUUCAUCCAUGGGUCGGGUUCGCUUGAUGGAAGAGGCUCAAAUUGGUGGGAACAUUCCAAGUGAAUGUGGCCAGAAACGGACGGAAAUCAAAAUAAUACAGUCCAACAAUGUAUAUAUUUCAAAUCUGAAAUUCUUAAACAGUCCUAAGAAACACAUUUUCAUUCUUGAGUCAACUUGGGUAUACAUUUCUAACGUAGAAAUAGUACACGCUCCUCCUGGAAGUCCAAACACAGAUGGUAUUUACGUCUCACGGUCAUCAAAUGUCUAUGUUGAACAUUCACACAUUGCAACUGGGGAUGAUUGUAUUUCAAUAGGGCCUGAUACUUCUCACAUAAACGUCAACAACAUCAAAUGUGGACCUGGUAAAUAUGGAAAGAGAGAAACAAUAGAACAUGUUACGGUAAAAAAUAUUGAAUUGAGAGGAACUACAAACGGUGUUCGAAUUAAGACAUGGCAAGGAGGAAAAGGUUAUAUUAGAGAUGUACUGUUUGAAGAAAUUCAAUGCAUUGGCGCAAGGAAUCCAAUUAUCAUUGAUCAGUUCUAUUGCGAUUCUGAUAAACCUUGCAAAAAUCAGAUAUUGGCCGUGAAAAUCAGCAAUGUGAGAUAUUGUAGAUAUCUGAUAUACAAAGACUUACGAAAAGAACAUAAUAAGAGAGAAUUCUUAAACUCAGUUUAA
This is a messenger RNA of Papaver somniferum (opium poppy), 777 nucleotides long. RefSeq names its product probable polygalacturonase At3g15720. Gene Ontology annotation, molecular function: polygalacturonase activity. The transcript is spliced from 6 exons. Lineage: Eukaryota; Viridiplantae; Streptophyta; Magnoliopsida; Ranunculales; Papaveraceae. The coding region runs from base 1 to 777 and encodes 258 amino acids. Gene Ontology annotation, biological process: carbohydrate metabolic process. The record is from RefSeq and is a predicted model, not a curated record.